CUCUAUAAAAAAAAGGGUCUUGACUGUGAAAUUAAUUAUGCCUUCAAAUCGGAUCAUUUCACACUAAGUCAUUUCUAAAGAAACACAACAAGAACAAGAACAAGACCAACAAUUAAGAACAGGAAACCCUAAAUCUUGAUGGGGAGGGGGAAGAUUGUGAUCCAGAGAAUCGACAACUCUACUAGCAGACAAGUGACGUUUUCCAAGAGGAGAAGUGGGCUGUUGAAGAAGGCCAAAGAGCUCGCCAUUCUCUGCGAUGCACAAGUUGGAUUAAUGGUCUUUUCCAGCACUGGAAAGCUCUAUGAAUUCUCAAACACCAGCAUGAAAUCAGUUAUUGAACGUUACAUUAAAGUAAAGGAGGAACAACACCAGAUGCUUAAUCCUGGAUGUGAAAGCAAGUUUUGGCAACAGGAAGCAGCUUCUCUAAGGCAACAAUUACAGAAUUUGAGAGAAGAUCACCGGAAAAUGAUGGGAGAAGAACUCUAUGGGCUGACAAUCACUGAUCUACACAGUUUAGAAACUCAACUUGAAUUGAGUUUGCAAAGGAUGCGUGUUAAAAAGGAGCAGAUAUUAACCGACGAGAUCCAAGAGCUGAAUAGAAAGGGAAAUCUUAUCCAUCUCGAGAAUAUUGAGCUUUUUAAGAAGGUUUAUGGCUCAAGGGACUUCGGUACAACAAAUGGACAUGGAUUUCUUCCAUUCGAUUUCACAAUUAGUACAGAUCACAACCAACCAAUCCAGCUUCAACUACACCACCCUGUAACCCAGAAUAUCGAGACUCAAGCAAGAGCAAGGAAUGAAGAUAAAUAAGCAGAAGGAAUUGCAGUAGCUACUUGAAGUUUAAAGUGCAUUUGAAAAGUUCUUACGGUUUCAUGUCUUUGAACUGCUUUUGAAUAUAAAAAUUCAAGUGCAUUUAGUUUACAUACUCUUUCCCUAUCCUUAACAAAGACAAUCAACAAACAACCAACAACAGAGGUGAAGACUAUGGCACAAAGUAAU
Andrographis paniculata is the source of this 996-nucleotide messenger RNA. RefSeq names its product MADS-box transcription factor 23-like. Bases 139 to 807 code for a protein of 222 amino acids. NCBI's taxonomy places the organism in Eukaryota, Viridiplantae, Streptophyta, Magnoliopsida, Lamiales, Acanthaceae. Gene Ontology annotation, cellular component: nucleus. Gene Ontology annotation, molecular function: RNA polymerase II cis-regulatory region sequence-specific DNA binding; protein dimerization activity; DNA-binding transcription factor activity, RNA polymerase II-specific. The record is from RefSeq and is a predicted model, not a curated record. Gene Ontology annotation, biological process: positive regulation of transcription by RNA polymerase II. The transcript is spliced from 9 exons.